Messenger RNA from Musca vetustissima, 1821 nucleotides. RefSeq names its product monocarboxylate transporter 12 (gene Mct1). The record is from RefSeq and is a predicted model, not a curated record. The transcript is spliced from 8 exons. Gene Ontology annotation, molecular function: monocarboxylic acid transmembrane transporter activity. Bases 51 to 1802 code for a protein of 583 amino acids. Gene Ontology annotation, biological process: transmembrane transport; monocarboxylic acid transport. NCBI's taxonomy places the organism in Eukaryota, Metazoa, Arthropoda, Insecta, Diptera, Muscidae.
AGAAAAAAUCCAAUGGUGCCACAACCAAUAACAACACAAAAGAAUAUGAAAUGGAACUGGAAGAGACACAACAGCCCGUACCGCCAGAUGGCGGUUGGGGUUGGAUGGUCGUGUUUGGUUCCUUUAUGAUACACAUUAUCACUGAUGGUAUGACAUACUCCUUUGGCCUGUUCUAUGAUGAGUUUCUAAUUUAUUUCAAUGAGGGAAAAGGCUAUACAGCAUGGAUUGUAUCCAUUAUGGUUGGUGUGACAUUUGCAUCAGGGCCAAUUUCAUCUUCAUUUGUUAAUCGUUAUGGUUGUCGAGCGGUGACAAUAGCUGGUGCUAUACUCACAGCUAUUUGCAUUAUUAUUAGUACAUAUGCACAGAAUGUCCUUACCUUAAUUAUUACCAUUGGUUUCGGUACCGGUCUGGGUUUGGGUCUAAUUUAUUUACCCGCCAUUGUCAGUGUUAGUACAUAUUUUGAGGCGAAACGUUCCUUGGCCACUGGUAUUGCAGUAUGUGGUUCGGGUUUUGGUACUUUUGUAUUUGCUCCUCUAAUGGAGACUCUAUUGGGUACUUAUGGCUGGCGUGGCGCCCUAUUAAUUGUUGGUGGCAUUGUAUUGAAUUGUAUUAUAUUUGGUGCCAUGUUCCGACCAUUAGAACCACCACAACCCACAAAAGCCAAAAAGAAGAACAUCGAUCAACAUGCUACACCAGGGGAAUUGGAACCAUUGAAGGCCAAUGUCAAGCAGGCUGAUCAAUAUCUACAGCUGCCAAAAAGCGAAACAAAUGGUUUGUGCCGAUCCAACAGUGUGGGUCAUUCAUAUAAGAAUAAGUUAAAUAGCUCUAAUGGUGCUGUCAAUCAAAAACUGGAAAUUUCUGUAGUUUCAAAAUGUGCCAGCAAUGAAGAUAUUAUACGCUCGACCAUGAGUCAACCGCAUUUAGCCCAAUUGAAAGAGCAACAUCGUGAAAAGUCGGGUAGUGGCACCAUGUAUAGGCCAGAUAUUUUGUAUCAGGGUUCUUUGCUCAACAUACCCGAAUAUGCCAGAUCACGACAAGAUCUUUCCGGUUCGGGAGUCAUUCAACGUUAUGGUUCGGUUAAACAUUCACAAUUGGAUUUAAAUGAGGAAAAGAAAUUGGCAAAAUGUUGUGGCAUCACAUGUUCGAAAGAGACCCGUGACACCCUACGCGAAAUGAUGAAUUUCGGUUUGAUGACCGACAUAAUCUUUGUAAUUUUUGCCAUAUCGAAUUUUUGCACCAGUAUCGGUUUCAAUAUGCCCUAUGUUUAUAUUGUCUCCCAAGCCAAAGCGCUCCAGUUGACCGGUGAACAGUCUUCCUAUCUAAUUGCAGUUAUUGGUGUGGCCAAUACGAUAGGCAGAAUUAUUUUAGGUUAUGUCUCGGAUAAGCCAUGGGUGAAUCGUUUGUGGGUCUAUAAUGUAUGUCUGACCAUAUGUGGUAUUGCUACAGCAUUGUGCCCACUGUGCACAGGAUUCUAUUCGUUGGCAUUCUAUUGUUCGGUAUUCGGUUUCACCAUUGGUGCCUAUGUCGGUUUGACAUCUGUGAUUUUGGUCGAUUUGUUGGGUUUGGAAAAGCUGACGAAUGCCUUUGGUAUUUUGUUGUUGUUCCAGGGUGUGGCAUCACUGAUUGGACCACCAAUUGGAGGUUGGAUGUAUGAUAUUACCUUCUCCUAUGCUCCCGCCUUUAUAUUGGCCGGUGUUAUGAUUGCCAUCAGUGGUUUGAUCAUGUUUGUGGUACCUCCCAUCCAACGUCGCCAAGCGAGAAAGCAACAGGAAUUAAAUGCUCAAGAAAUUGCUUUAAGUUAGAAAAUAUUGUAAUUAUUUU